CGUUUUCACUCCUCAGUCGUAGUUCGCAUGCAGACGCAUACGCGUUCAGUGGACGGGAACACGUAACGUAACGACGAUAUGCCUUGUGACGAUCGUCCGGGAAACCGCGCGCAAAACCCGCCCUAAAACACACCCCGGGGCUUGACGUGAUAAUAUUUGACCGCGCAUAGUUUUUUUUUUUUUUUUUAUAAACGUUCUUUUCCGCACACCGUACGAGUGAAGUGCAUCGAUAGCCAACGUGCAGUGUCGCGAACAACGUACUGGACAUCAACGGUCGUCUCGCAGGCUGGACCGCUGGUGACGUAUCGCCUAGUGCCGGCGACGGCGCGAGCCUACGACACGCAACGGCCACGUGAAGAAAUGUCGAAGCUCGGCCGGCCGGUCUUAGCAGCCGUCGUUUUGCUGUCGCUGGUCAGCCGGAACACCGCAGAAAAUAUCGUCUGCGGUCAUCCUCCGGUUCCGGUCAACGCCAAACUCGUCCGCGACGGACCUAAAGCCUCAUUCGUUUGCGAUGACGGUUAUAGACUCUUCGGGUCCGAAUCGAUUACAUGUUCCUCGAACGGUGUUUGGACUGGAGACCUUCCGUUUUGUGGGACCAACGUGGCAGUACACAAGCCAACCAAUCAGUCAACAACGGCCAGGGGUGGAAGUUCGGGCAACGCCAACGACGGAGAUCCGACAACCGUGCAUGACGGUCGAAGGUGUACGGAAACCCUCAAGGAACCGUCUCCAUGGUGGACGGUUGACUUGUUGCAGCCGUAUCCAGUCAGAGCGGUAUCCAUCACGACCCGAGGUUGCUGCGGUCAUCAACCAUUACAAGACAUAGAGAUUAGAGUUGGAAAUAGUAGUACAGAACUGCAAAGGAAUCCAUUGUGUUCAUGGUUCCCAGGAACAAUAGAAGAAGGAACAACAAAAGUUUUAAGUUGCGCGCGACAAAUUGUUGGACAGCACGUGUUUCUACAAUUGGUGGGCGUUGAAGGAUCGUUGUCUUUAUGCGAAGUCGAAGUGUAUUCUACCGAAGAAUUCUCUAUCGAUCGCUGCGCGCCGGGAAGUUCUUCCAAUGACGUGGCUGUCUUCGACAACAAAUGUUACGAAUUCAACGUAAACCGGGGUGCGUCAUUUGCAGAGGCACGGCAAAAAUGUCAAGCGACUAGUGGGGACAUUGUGCACGGCUUUCGGGGGUCAUCUUCGACAUUUCUAGCAGCCGAACUCGAACGGCGGAAACCCAGGUUAAAAACUCAAUUAAUUUGGAUCGGAGCACAAAAGGAGCCAGGAUUGACCUCAAGGACGUGGAAAUGGGUGAAUGGAGACGUGAUAACGAAACCGACGUGGGGAAAAGAUCAACCGAACAACUACAACGGCGAACAGAAUUGCGUAGUACUUGACGGAGGGCGUGAAUGGUUGUGGAACGACGUAGGAUGCAAUUUAGAUUAUUUACAUUGGAUUUGCCAAUACACACCAAUGACAUGUGGAAGUCCCGAAAUCAAGAUAAACAGCACAAUCGCAAGUCCGUACACCUUUAAAGUGUCGUCGGUCAUAGAAUACCAAUGUCCUGAAGGACAUUCUACGCAGGGGCCGGCCAAGAGAACGUGCGGAGCCAAUGGGUUUUGGACUGGAUCGGCACCGACGUGCAAAUACGUCGAUUGCGGGCCAUUGAACGGUAUAGAAAACGGUACCAUCACGUUAGAAAAUAACAGAACCACUUAUAUGGCGAUUGCUAAAUAUUCUUGCAAUCAAAAUUACAGUUUAUCAAAUGGUGACGCUAAAAGAACGUGUACCGAUGAAGGAAAAUGGAGUGGACGCACUCCACAAUGUUUGUUCGAUUGGUGCGGAGAUCCUCCUGAAGUACAGGGAGCCACAAUGAACAUAAUGGGUCAUAAAGCAGGAUCCGCUGUCACCUAUUCGUGUCAACAAGGAUUCGUAGCUAUCGGUGGACAACAGGAGUUAAAAUGUGGACUUGGUGGCGAAUGGGUAGGAAAACCGUUAGUCUGUAGGUUUGUAGACUGCGGCCCACCACAAAUAAUAGAAAACGGAUUGGCUACGUUAAUCAACGGUACCACGACACACGGUAGUAUUGUUGAGUAUACAUGUGAACAAGAUUAUUGGCUUCAACCUCACACUAGCCGUCGUCAAAUUUGUACCAAAGAAGCGAAAUGGUCCGCAGAUCCGCCCACGUGUCAAUUGAUUACUUGUCAAGAACCCGAAGUGCCUACAGGAGGUUAUGUGGUUGGCUACGACUUCAAUAUUCACUCGAGCAUCGAAUACCAUUGUGACCCAGGUCAUAAAUUGAUUGGCAUAUCGAUUUUACAGUGUAAUAAUAAUGGUGAAUGGAGUACAACACCACCAGAAUGUCAAUAUAUUGAUUGCGGUAAACUUACACCACCGGUUUAUGGUACAUUACACUACUCCAAUGAUUCUACACACCUUGAUAGUGAGGUCAAAUAUAGCUGUAGUAAUAACUAUAGAUUGACCGGAACAGCUAUACGAUAUUGUCAAGAAAAUCAAGCAUGGAGCGGGACAGCUCCAAAAUGUGAAGAAAUAAGAUGUCCGGAACCAAUUCGUCCAGAACACGGAAUAUUAUCAGUAACAGGCAAUGAUCGUUCAUACGGACGAACUUUAAUAAGAACUUCUUCUGAUCCAAUUUCAACAUCAACAUACAAAAUUGGAGCACUAGUAAAAUAUCGUUGUGAACGAGGGUAUAAGGUAGUCGGGGAACCAAUUAGUAAUUGUGAUGACACUGGUUCAUGGACAGGUGUAAUACCACAAUGUGUUUAUGUUGAUUGUGGAACUCCUGAGAGUAUUGAUAAUGGAAAAUUCAAUUUAGUGUCAAAUGUUACAUAUUACGGUUCAGCUGUAUUGUAUGAGUGUGAUGAACACUUCCAACUCGAUGGACAUGGAAGAAGAUUAUGUCUUGAAAAUGGUACAUGGAGUUCAGAAACGCCAAAAUGCCAAGAAAUUAACUGCGAUGAUCUCAAAAGCGAAAAUAAUCUACUAGUCAAAGUAACAUCAAGAACAGUUGGCGGAACAGCUGAAUAUACAUGUCCACGGGGAUAUUUCACGAUUGAUAACAACACAAGACAUUGUUUGCCAAAAGGAUCAUGGAGUGGAAGACCACCAACAUGUCAAAUGGUAGACUGUAAACAUCCGGGUGCAAUUGAGAAUGGCAGAGUCAUAAUAAUGAAUGAUACCACAACAUAUAAUAGUGCAGCGGAAUACCAUUGUAUUCCUCAUUUUCAAAGAAUGGGUCCUUAUAUGAGAAAAUGUUUGGAUGAUGGACAGUGGUCAGGAGAACAACCUUAUUGUCAAUUAAUAAGUGCAGCAAUAAGUGACAAUAGAACAUUAAGUCUAGCUGUAACUGUUGGAGGUGGCAUUGUUUUAUUCCUAGUCAUACUCCUUGCAUUAAUAUAUUUAAGACUUAAAAGACCUACUCCAGUCAAAAAUACAGAAAAUGUUGAAGGAGCUGUACGAAAAGAAGAACAAAAUACAGCAGUCAUGUCAUAUGCUUCAUUAAGUGAUGUACAGAAUCAUAUUUAUGAUUCAGUAACAGAUUAUACAUAUGACGAGCCAAGUAGUUACUAUGAGCCAUCCCCGGUCUCUAAAGCAAAAUCAGAUCACUCUGGAGCUACUGUAACUAUUAAUGGUGUAGCUAUUCGAUAAUGUUCCAAAUUUAUGAUUUAAGAUAUUUGUAAUAUUUGUAUUAUUGUAAAUAUAGUAAAUAUAAAUUUAUAUUAAAUGUACAUAAUUAGUAAUAGUAAGACGUAACAAACCACAGAAAAUACACUAAAAAACAUGUUGAUUUGGAAUAAGAAAUACAAGAAUUUGCAUUCUUUUAUUUGAGAAAAAGCUUUGUUGAUUAUGUCUCAUGAAUAUAUUUAAAUUGUUUGUACACUUGAAUUAUUAUUUAAUAUGUAAAAUGAGUGAGCUGUGAGUUAUAUUAAAUAAGUCAUAAUAAAUAUUAA
Molecule: messenger RNA, 3959 nt
Organism: Sipha flava (yellow sugarcane aphid)
Lineage: Eukaryota; Metazoa; Arthropoda; Insecta; Hemiptera; Aphididae
Gene: fw
Product: sushi, von Willebrand factor type A, EGF and pentraxin domain-containing protein 1
Exons: 20
Coding region: 361-3657 (1098 amino acids)
Source: RefSeq, a predicted model, not a curated record